Molecule: messenger RNA, 1823 nt
Organism: Blastomyces dermatitidis ER-3
Lineage: Eukaryota; Fungi; Ascomycota; Eurotiomycetes; Onygenales; Ajellomycetaceae
Product: acetamidase
Exons: 4
Coding region: 1-1680 (559 amino acids)
Source: RefSeq, a predicted model, not a curated record
AUGCCUACGCUCAUUGAUCAGAACGCUUCAUGGAAAGAAAAGAGCAACGCCAAGAAGGCUUCAGUCCUCAAUGAUGUUCCAAGCCAGUUCCUACACCCUGAGCUGUGUUUCUCUGACUAUGAUCCGAAUCCAGUCCUCGACAUACCAGCGUCACUUCUAUCCGCCAAAGAACUGGAAAUAACCGCUUUAGAUGCCACUGAGCUCGUAAAAGCAAUAGCUAAGGGAACUUAUACAGCAGUCCGGGUUCUAGAUGCAUUCACCCACCGAGCAGUAAUUGCACACAGGUUGUUAAAUUGUUGUCUUGAAUUCAGAUACCAAGAUGCUCGUGCGGAAGCAGAGCAGUUAGAUCAUUACCUGCGAGAAAGCGGAAAGACUAAAGGGCCCUUGCACGGUUUGCCAAUAUCCGUCAAGGACCAGUGUCGGAUUAUCGGAGCGGAGACCACAUGUGGGUUUGUUUCCCAGAUUGGGGUGAUAGAUUCUGAGAAUAGCACCCUGGUCGACGUUUUGGCCGAUGCAGGAGCUGUGAUCUUCGUGAAAACGAGCUUGAGUAUUGGAUGUUUGUGGGGGGAGACCAUCAAUAAUAUUAUCGGCCAUACAAGCAAUCCGUUCAACAGAUCCUUUUCGUGUGGUGGUUCUAGCGGUGGAGAGGGUGCUCUGCUAGGUAUGCGUGGUAGCUCAAUGGGUGUAGGAUCGGAUUUAGCAGGCUCAAUUCGAAGCCCAUCAGCAUACCAGGGACUUUGGGGUCUUCGUCCGUCAAUUGGCCGUAUUCCGUACCAUCGCAUGCUAAAUGCCAUGGAAGGAAAUGAAAUCAUCGAAUCGGUCGUGGGCCCGAUGUCCCACUCAUCAAAGUCUCUUGAGCUCUUUACAAAGACUGUGGUGGAUUCCCAACCAUGGCUUCAUGACCCAAAAUGCCACCCCAUUCCAUGGCGUGCGGGGGAGCUUGAUGAUAUUUUAUCGGGGAGGUCAUUGCGGAUUGGAUUAAUGCCAUGGGAUGAUUGCGUUCUACCUCAACCACCAAUUCGUCGAGCCAUGCGAGAGAUUGAAUCAAAGCUUAAAGCUGCUGGGCACGAAGUUAUUCCAUGGAAAUUGGACCAGAAAUACGCACUGGAACUAUUAACCACUGCGAUCACCAGUGAUGGUCGCGGUGACGUUGAUCGCACAAUGGCGAAGUCUGGGGAACCUGGCCUAGGACUCUCGUUUCGCCCUGGUCAGAAGCCACUCACAAUCCUAGAAGCAUGGGAGCUUACUAUGAAGCGUGUUGAUUUUCGAGCAUCAGUUCUCGAACAAUGGAAUGCCACUAGGAAAGAUGCCUCGCGCCUGAUGGAUGCGUAUAUCACCGCCAUCAACCCGUCCGUAGCUUUUAUGCACGGAGAACAAAAACGGACACGAUACGUGGCGUACACGGGUACAGUGAAUUUGCUCGAUUUCACCGCUUGUACUAUCCCGGUGACAUUUGUAGAUUCGGAUAUGGAUCUUCCUGACCAUCCAGAGGGAAAUUUUGAUGCAGCCGGCCAGCCUAUCCCUUCACCGAGGUCCGAUCUUGACGCGGCGGUCCGGAAGAAUUAUGAACCAGGGCGCUAUAAGGGACUCCCUGUCGCUGUUCAGGUGGUAGGCCGGAGACUUGAAGAAGAGAAAGUACUGGGUAUCGCUCAAGUUCUGCAAAAGUUGUUGGGAUCGUGAAGGCCAAGCGCAAGACAAAUAAUACCUUUAUACUCUCUAGCUUUCUCUAGGAUUAGAUUUAUCCGUGACUUGUGUUGAUGUCCUGUGCUAAUCGGUUCAUCUGAGAUAUGAAACUUAACGCAUCAGAAAAAUGAAUAUUGUCC